Danaus plexippus (monarch butterfly) is the source of this 8191-nucleotide messenger RNA. Its product is annotated as tetratricopeptide repeat protein 28. The record is from RefSeq and is a predicted model, not a curated record. Lineage: Eukaryota; Metazoa; Arthropoda; Insecta; Lepidoptera; Nymphalidae. Bases 250 to 7236 code for a protein of 2328 amino acids. The transcript is spliced from 42 exons. Gene Ontology annotation, molecular function: identical protein binding.
GGUUGCGUCUGCGCAUGCAUCUAAAAGAAAAUACUGAAUAAUUACCAUUCAUAGUGAUAAUAUUAAUAAAGUGAUUAUGGUGUUAUUAGCUGUCAGUAGUUUUAAAUGUUUUCUGUGUUAAGUCGCCAUUGGUUGUAAUUUGUUCGCGAAACUUUGGUGCAACGCUCGAAACCAAGAAUUGGUUUUAUAAUUGGUUCAAAUAAAAGCCUGCAAUGAUGCGAUUAAGAAGAAGGUAGCUGAUUGAAUGAAAUGUCACAACGGGAUUUCUCGGAGGUGGAGCCCUCCGGCUCAGCCUCUUUGGGAGCUGCAUCAAGAGCCGUCUUCGUGGAGAAGGUCCGUGCAUCCAACGCAGCGUGCCAGGCCGGGGACUUUUCAACAGCUGUUGCACUAUACACCGAUGCACUAUCGCUAGAUCCCGCCAACCAUAUACUGUAUAGCAAUAGAUCCGCCGCGAGAUUGAAACAGGGCCAGUUCGCUGCGGCAUUACAAGAUGCGACGCGAGCGAGGGAACUGUGCCCCAACUGGCCUAAGGCGUAUUACAGACAAGGGGUGGCACUGCAAUGCCUCGGUCGUCACGGCGAGGCAUUGGCCGCGUUCAGCUCAGGGCUGGGUGUAGAGCCAUCAUCGCGACAACUGCUGGCAGCCCUAGUUGAAGCCUCUUUGAAGUCACCACUCCGACCAACCUUAGAGCCAACCUUCAACCAGCUAGAAGUCAUGAAGCUAGAUCAGUAUCCAUUCGUCCUUAUAUCAGUUGUCGGUCAAGAACUGUUAGCGGCCGGGCAGUAUCAGGCCGCUGUGACAGUACUGGAGGCGGCUUUGAGAAUUGGAUCUUGUUCCCUUAAAUUAAGGGGAUCAGUGUUCAGUGCUUUGUCAUCAGCGCACUGGGCUCUAAGUCAACUGGAUGCGGCUAUCAAUUACAUGCAGCAGGAUCUGGCGGUGGCGAAGUCCCUCGGUGACACGGCUGGUGAAUGUAGAGCUCACGGCAACCUAGGUGCUGCCUACUUCAGCCAAGGGUCUUACAAGGACGCCUUGACAGCACACAGAUACCAACUCGUAUUGGCUAUGAAGUGUAAGGACACUCAAGCUGCAGCUGCCGCAUUAACAUCAUUAGGUCAUGUGUACACAGCCAUCGGCGACUAUCCUAAUGCUCUGGCCAGCCACAAGCAAUGCGUCCAACUCGUGAAACAAAUGGGAGAUAGAUUGCAAGAAGCGAGAGAGAUAGGAAAUGUCGGAGCUGUGUAUUUGGCCAUGGGAGAAUUUGAUUCCGCUGUUGAUUGUCAUACUCAACAUUUGAGAUUGGCUAGACGAUUAGGUGAUCAGGUUGAAGAAGCUCGAGCAUAUUCAAACCUUGGCUCUUCUUAUCACUAUAGACGAAACUUUUCUCAAGCUAUUGCUUACCAUGAGAACGUUUUAAGGAUAGCCCAGAACCUAGGAGAUAGAGCUAUUGAAGCCAGAGCAUACGCUGGCCUAGGUCAUGCUGCGAGAUGUGCAGGAGAUUACACGCAAGCUAAGAAAUGGCAUGAAAGACAGUUGGAUGUUGCUCUAGCAGCCAGAGAUAAGGUGGGGGAAGGACGAGCUUGUUCAAACUUGGGUAUUGUAUACCAGUUGCUCGGGGAACACGACGCCGCGUUAAAGCUGCAUCAAGCUCAUCUCUCGAUAGCCAGACAACUCCAGGAUAAGGCUGGCAUGGGGAGAGCUUACGGAAAUAUCGGCAAUGCGUAUUCCGCCGCAGGAUUCUAUGAACAAGCUAUUAAGUAUCACAAACAAGAGCUUACUAUCUCAAAAGAAGUACAUGACAGAAGUUCAGAAGCUUCGACACACGGCAACCUUGCUGUAGCUUACCAGGCCCUUGGUGCUCAUGAUAUGGCCCUUUUCCAUUACAGAGCACAUUUGGGUAUUGCAAGAGAGCUAAAAGAUGCAGCAGGAGAAGCAUGCGCUUUACUUAAUCUUGGAAACUGUUUGUCGUCUCGUGGAGAGUUUGCUCAAGCUGUUCCAUAUUAUGAACAACAUUUGAUGCUGUCCCAGGAACUUGGUGAUGUCAUCGCCGAGGCUAAAGCUUGCCAUUUCCUUGGAUACGCUCAUUACUGUUUAGGAAAUUACAAAGAAGCAGUCAGAUAUUAUGACCAAGAUUUAUCAUUAGCUAAAGACCUUCAAGACAAAAUGAACAUGGGCAGAGCUUACUGUAACCUAGGUUUAGCUCACUUGGCUUUAGGCAACCUUGAAACAGCAUUGGAAUGUCAAAAGUACUUCCUAGCAAUAGCUCAUAUGACACAACAUUUACAAGGAAAGUUCAGAGCACUUGGGAAUAUAGGUGACGUUUUGAUUAAAAUGGGUGAUGUAGAAGAAGCUGUUAAGAUGUACCAGAGACAACUUGGCUUUGCGAGACAAGCUCGGGACAGAUCCUUAGAAGCAGCAGCUUGCGGUGCCUUAGGGCUGGCUAGAAGAUUGCAAAGGCGGCUUGACGCAGCGUUAGGGCAUCACACACAAGAACUCACCCUUCGUCAGGAAGCCGGUGAUUCAGCUGGCGAGGCGAGGGCACACUCACACUUGGGAGCUGUUCAUAUGGCUUUGGGUCACUACUCCCAUGCCGCGAGAUGCUACAGGGAACAAUUGGAAAGGGCUCAAGAAUUACAAGAUUGCGCCCUUGAAGCUCAAGCUUACGGUAAUUUAGGUAUUGCGAAGCUAAAUAUGGGACAUUAUGAAGAUGCUAUUGGUUACUUAGAGCAACAAUUAGCUAUCUUAGAACGGAUGAAUACACCAACAUGUCAGAUAGACAAGGCUCGGGCCCUUGGUUCUCUUGGCGAUUGUUACGAUGCUCUGGGUGACCCUGACGAAGCAGCUAAGUACCAUGAGCAACACCUGGCCGCUGCGCUCAAGUUGGACAACCCCAGGGAACAAGAAAGAGCGUAUCGCGGUCUCGGCUUAAGCCAUAAAUCCGUCGGUAACUUGCAACAAGCUCUCGUAUGUUUGGAGAAGCGUUUGGUUGUGUCUCAUGAACUUGGUAUCCCAGAAGCGAAAGCCCAGGCGUACGGUGAACUCGGCGCAUUACACAUUGCUCUUAAUAACUUAGAACAAGCUGUUUCAUGCUUGGAACACCAGAAAAAUAUUGCUAGGGAAUUAAACAACCAAAUAAUGGAGGCAGAGGCAUGUCACUCACUCGGCGUGGCACAGCAUGCACUUGGAGACCACGCGUCGGCCGUCCGACAUCACCGCGCUGAACUUGAAUUGGCGCACAGACUGGGACUAACACACCUACAGGCCCGAGCAUGCGGCGGUCUCGGCACCUCACACGCAGCACUCGGCGCUCACGCCGAAGCUGCUCGGUGGCACGAAGCAAGACUACGACACGCUACUGCUGCUGGUGAUACUCGUGGCAGAGCCAAUGCUCUCGCUGAUCUUGGCCGUUCACAUCUCGCCAUGGGUGCAUGUGGGAGUGCUGUGUCCUACCUACGACAAGCAUUAGUCGCCACUGAGGGUCUGGCUGACGUUGAUGAAGAGGCACGAGUACGUCAUAGACUUGGUUUCGCUUUGUGGGCAUCUGGUGAGUUAGAAGAAGCAAAGGAACAACUCCAUGCGGCCCUCAGCGCUCUGGAGACCAGCUCGGAAAGACAAAGAGACAGAAAGACCGCUGCUCUCUAUGUAUCAACACAGCACGCCUUACAGAGAGUUUUCGUUGAACUAGGCCGUCAUCACGAGGCCCUAGUGAUAGCUGAACGUGGCCGGUGUCGUUCCCUUGAAGCGAUGUCUGACAAACCGACGAGCGCGCUCAAUCAGGCCAAUUUGGAAAUACAUACGGCACAAAGCAGGAACAUAUCAGAAGAUAAUAAAGAUCGCCCGGAGCCCUGGAGUCCCUCAACGGUUGAACAAAUACUGGAAGUUGUUAACAAACAGAAGGCUCCCGUCCUGUACUUCAGUAUUGCUGCUGGGAGACUAUACUCUUGGUUACUGCAACCACAUAAAGGUAUACUAAGAUUCCACCAAACCUGUCUGACAGAACAAGCAGAAGAUAGCGAUAACAGCUUACCUGAUAUCAGCCCAGAUGACCUUCAGACUGAUACAAGUGCCGGUAGUUUGGAACGUUGUAUAAAAGAAUGGUCAGCCUGGUUGAAAACAGCCGAUAAAAGAAACGAAGACGAGCUUUGGGAGAACGAGGAACGUCCUAGCACCGGCCUAACAAGAAUGGUAACACGAAACCAUUUACUGAAUUCAUCUAACUACUCCUUGAGUUCCCUAUUCAGUGUCGGUUCUGUGGGCGGCUCCGUCGCGGGAUCUGUAGCUAGCCUUCAAGGAUCAACGAGGUCUAGCGUCCACGGCCCUCGUAAAAAGCAACCAUCGUGGCAAGGGCCUCCCUGUCUCAAUACCCUCUAUCAAAUGCUAAUCGCUCCCUUCGAGGAUUUACUGCCAACAUCCUGUAACAAUAACCAUACAGCGUCCCCGGGCCGUCGGGAGUUGGUGGUGGUGGUGCAGGGCGCUCUGUACGCUUGUCCUUGGGGCGCCUUAGCUGGAGACGCCCGUGAGCCGCUGUGCGAGCGAUACGCCUUACUUGUGGCUCCGGCUCUCAAGCCACUCCGUCACAGACACGUAAAGACAAAGAGCGGCCACGAACAAGGCGUUGGUUCAGAAGGCAUGCGUUGCGUGGUAGCGGGCGUGCGAGCACUUCGUGAGGCUGAGCUUGUAGCGGACAUGCUGCGGGUCACGCCGCUACUCGACUAUCAAGCUUCCAAAGAAGCAGUGUUGGCGCAACUACCACAAGCAGAAUGUGUCCAUUUUGCCACACACAUUUGCUGGAAAACACCUGGUAUUAUACUCAGUCCAGGAGAAGUGGUUGAUUCACAAGCAAAACGUCUUAUGAAUUCUAGUGUAGGUAGUGGAGGUGGGGAAACGUCUGCAGAAAAUGAAGAAGAAAAUACCGAACUGACUCCUAGCAAUGAAGAACUUCCACCUUCAUCAGAAUUUAUGUUGACAGCAACAGAAAUCAGAAAUUUAAAACUUACAGCCAGAUUAGUGGUCCUGUCGUGCUCUCCAUCGAGCGCCUUGCUUCAAGACUCAGAUGAGCCGGAUGCAGUCACAAUGGCCGGAGAAGGAGUAUCAAAACUUUGUAGAGCAUUCCUAGCCGCUGGAGCUCAAGCUAUACUUGUCACGUUAUGGCCGGCACCACAAGAAACUGCUACUAAAAUUUUAUAUAGAGCUUUGUACUCAGCAUUACUCCAAGGCAGCAGAAUCGCUAAAGCAUUGGGUGACGCGAUGCAGACGGUCCGCCACACGAAACACUUCUCACACCCAGCGCACUGGGCUGGUCUGUGUCUGCUGGGUGGCAAUGUUCGGCUCAGUAACAAGGUAGCGCUACUGGGACAGGCGCUGUGUGAUCUAUUGGCCGCUCCCGAUAAGUGCCGGGACGCACUGCGAGUAUGUCUGCACUUGGUCGAAAAAUCCUUGCAGCGGAUAGUAAGAGGUCAAAAGAACGCGAUGUAUACAACACAAAAGAGUAUAGAAAACAAAGCCGGGCCAGCCACCGGCUGGCGGGAACUUCUGAUGAGCGUUGGAUUCAGGUUUGAACCUGCCGCAAAUGGAAUACCAUCAAGUGUCUUCUUUCCACAAAGCGACCCAGAGGAACGAUUGGCACAGUGUUCUGCAAGUCUUCAAGCUCUUUUAGGUUUGACUCCCACUACACUCCAAGCGCUGUCAAAGUUAAUAUCGAACGGGUCGGAAGUGUCGGACGACAUUAUUGGCGUGGUCCGCGCUGUCAUUGCGCAAUUCGCUGUCAAAGAAGGAGAGACCGUGGAGGUAGCUGUUAAUGUCAGACUUUGGCGUGUUAACGGCUGCCACGAACUUCUGGCGUCUCUCGGCUUCGACCUGGCCGAGGUUGGACAAGAUGAAGUCACAUUGCGAACAGGAAAAACUGCCAAUAGGAGACACAUUCAAUUCGUACUUCAGGCUCUCCUAGCAUUAUUCGAUACCCAAGAGGCACCCCGCAGUCUCAGUCUUGGCUCUAGCUCAAGUGUGGAGUCGCUCGCAUCAGAUGGUGACCUGGAGCAGCACUCAGACGGGGAACCACCACAAAGACAACAUCGACAGGAAAGUGUGUCGUCAGUUCCACCGCCUCCACUGCCGUUGGGUUCCUGCGGAGGCGCCUUUACAAUGUACGUCAGAGGAUCGACAUCAGAAGUGGGCAGAGGAGAGCCCGACGGAAGAACUGCACCACCCCCCGCACCUCCGCCUCCUAGAUACCGCGGAGAAAGUGAUGCCGCCUUCACACCUUCACCACCAGCUGCCCCCCCACAAACCACGUCUACUCCGCCCAGGGACGUCUCCUUAGCAUUAGCUCAUCAAACUAAAAUAAGAACACUAUACACGAGACGACCUCCGUCCACCGAUGACUCCGAUUGGGAAAGUUCCGGUCAUGAUACUGUACUACGACGACGACCAGAACAUUCCCACCAGAGAUAUUUGGAUGCUUUCUAUGACUUAGCAGCCUCUACCCGCAGAAAUGACGAGGAAAAGACUGACUCGAUGAAUCAGCCUUCAACAUCGAAACGAACUUCAAGACAAAAAAUGGGUGGCAGUCGGGACUCUAUGGCACAAGUUAGACAUAUGAGUGGAGAACUAACUCCUACUAUAUCCGAAGUAUAUCACGAACGAAAUAUAGGCUUAGGACUGGCACCGCCAUUAGCUGAAUUACUUUUGGCUGAAGACUCUAAAACAGAAAUGAGGGCAGCCAGCUCGAGCGAAAACUUGCUUUUACAGAAUUUGGAGAAACUGGGGCUCCUUGGAGAUUCCAGUGAAUCUGAUGAAAGAUGGUGUAGCAAUAACGGUUCAAGGCCGUGGCUCUCCGCAGCUCCUUUAGAAACUGACAUCCAAAGCUCCGAUCUGACAACCGCUGAGAUCAUAGAACUUAAAACUAAGUUCAAAAAAGAGGAGCCGAAGAGGAAAGAGGAAAACGUUUAUGAACUUAAACCUAAAGAAGAAGCAGGGCCCAGUGGUAUUGAGAAACGUUCGGUGUCUCCGUUCUCUGAACUAUCAAGAAGAGACGAAGGUGAUGGAAGGAGUAUAGCGGACUCACAUUCCUCUUACAAGGCUUUGGUGCUAAACCCUCGGACGCCAUAUUUGCCCGAAGAAGGGGAGCCUGGAAUAAGUGGAAACACAGAAGGAGGAAAAACUCAUCCCAGAGUGAGAAGACCUCCCGUUCCCAGAAACAGACCCGCCUAUACCACCCUUGACUUUCCUUCUAACAAAUAAAUUUAUAAAAGAUAAAAGGACGACCUAUACUUGUAGAGAAAUAUAUAAAACGGCUAUGACUUCUGAAUAUUAUAGUAAAGGAAUCUGUGUAAACUUACUGUAUUAUACCUCUUAUUACUUUAGAGUAUAAUUAACACUUUACACUAUUAUUAGAAACAAAAGGAUUAUUUAGUAUUUUUUAUAUAUUAUUACUUUUACGGUACCGUAAUGUAUGAUUAUUUAUUUUAGUUUAUCUUAUACAUUAAUAACUUCGUACCUUAAGCCUAAUACUUUUCUUGCCAUUCAUUACGUAAAAAUGUACCUUACUUAAUUUAAUACAAUAAAAUACUCGCAAGGAAUAUAUUACAUUUAACAACUAACCGGCAGUUUUGUAAUCGUAUGUCACUGAGUUAUUAUUAUACUCGUACUGUCAGAUACAAUGUCCUUGUCAGCACAAAUAAAUGCACACAUCAAAAUAGAAGUUAGAAUAACAAUAUACUCGUACAUAUAUUAGUGAUUACUUAUUAGUAUUUGCAUGUAUAUAUACAAUUUUACUUAGUUUUCAAUGUAUAUAAAAUAUGUAUUUGCCCCCGUUUUGUUCAGAAUCACACAUUUUUUUUGAAAAAUAAUAUAUAACCUACACUUUCAUCCUUUAGUGUGAAGUCAUAAUAAUAGACAAUAAUAUAAACGCAUCACAACUGUAACUCUGUAUAAUAAAAAUAAUAAAAUUUUGAUAAUUUAAUAUAUUAUAUUGUUUUGUUUUAAAACUACCACAUAUAGUAUAAUAUAUGACAAUUUAAAAAAUGUCGUUCUUAGAAAUAAGUUACAGUCAGUCAGGCAUCCAGGAAAUCAUGAUUGUGUCUAGUCGUGACCCAAGUUGCCUACGCUCGAAAAUAAAUAAGACAUCAUUGUUGAGACGUAACUUUUCUUAAAUGAGAAAUAAAUAUAAGGCAUUAUUAACCUUGACAUAUGUUAA